UCCGGAGGAGACGAGCACUGCUGCGAUGCCAGCCAGCCCCACCAUCCCUGCCACCCCUAAGCAGGCCCUGGAGGAGGAGGACAUCAGGAACAUCAUCGGGCGCUGCAAGGACACGCUUUCCACCAUCUCGGGGCCCACGACGCAGAACACCUACGGGCGCAACGAGGGCGCCUGGAUGAAGGACCCGCUGGCCAAGGAGGAGCGAAUCUAUGUCACCAACUACUACUACGGGAACACGCUGGUGGAGUUCAGGAACCUCGACAACUUCAAGCAAGGGCGAUGGAGCAACUCCUACAAGCUCCCGUACAGCUGGAUCGGGACAGGGCAUGUCGUCUACAACGGCUCCUUCUACUACAACCGGGCCUUCACGCGCAACAUCAUCAAGUAUGACCUGAAGCAGCGCUAUGUGGCCGCCUGGGCCAUGCUGCAUGACGUGGCCUACGAGGAGUCCACGCCAUGGCGGUGGCGCGGCCACUCGGACGUGGACUUUGCUGUGGAUGAGAAUGGCCUGUGGGUCAUUUACCCGGCCAUCAGCUAUGAGGGCUUCAACCAGGAGGUGAUAGUGCUCAGCAAGCUGAACGCAGCCGACCUCAGCACACAGAAGGAGACCACGUGGCGGACGGGGCUGCGCAAGAACUUCUACGGGAACUGCUUUGUCAUCUGUGGGGUGCUCUACGCCGUUGACAGCUACAACAAGAGGAACGCCAACAUCUCCUACGCGUUUGACACGCACACCAACACACAGAUCAUCCCGCGGCUGCUCUUUGAGAACGAGUACGCCUACACCACCCAGAUAGACUACAACCCCAAGGACCGCCUGCUCUACGCCUGGGACAACGGGCACCAAGUCACCUACCACGUCAUCUUUGCCUACUGAGACCCUGGCGACAGCAGGAUGCUGUGAGGGGCCACCAGCACCUUUUAUUAUUAUUGUUAUUAUUAUUAUUAUUAUUAUUUUGUACAAAUCAAAGAGUAAAUGAU
Tinamus guttatus (white-throated tinamou) is the source of this 981-nucleotide messenger RNA. Lineage: Eukaryota; Metazoa; Chordata; Aves; Tinamiformes; Tinamidae. The record is from RefSeq and is a predicted model, not a curated record.